This is a messenger RNA of Plasmodium relictum, 654 nucleotides long. Its product is annotated as glycolipid transfer protein, putative. Gene Ontology annotation, biological process: ceramide transport; intermembrane lipid transfer. Gene Ontology annotation, molecular function: ceramide 1-phosphate binding; ceramide 1-phosphate transfer activity. The coding region runs from base 1 to 654 and encodes 217 amino acids. The transcript has a single exon. The record is from RefSeq and is a predicted model, not a curated record. Lineage: Eukaryota; Apicomplexa; Aconoidasida; Haemosporida; Plasmodiidae. Gene Ontology annotation, cellular component: cytosol; cytoplasm; membrane.
AUGAAUAAUGUAUUGGAAGGAAAACUUUUUAUGAAAGAAAUAGAAAAAAAAACAUUAGAAUGUAGAGAAGAAAACGAAAUUUUAGUUUUAAAACUAUGUGAAUUAUCUAAUGCUGUAUACCCAAUAUAUAAUAAAAUAUUUGGUAAUGGUUUUUUAGGUGAUACUCUAAAAAAGGAUUUAAAAAAUUCUUCCCUUAGAGUUCAAAAAGCUAUUGAAAAAGUUCCUGAAGAAACAAAAUAUGUUUCAAAAAUGUAUUCAUAUAAUUUAAAAAAGUAUGAAAGUUUAGAUAAAUUAAAAAAAGAUAUGGACAAUGGAAUAAUUAAUUUUUUGUGGAUGAAAAGAGCUUUGGAAUUUAUUAUUGUUUUUCUUGAAAAAUGUUAUGUAACAAAAUUUUCUUCUAAAUUAAGUAUAUGUGCUCAAGAAGCAUAUGAAGAAGUACUAAAAAGUUAUCAUAACUACGUAACUAUUAAUUUAGUUAAAUUGGGAAUCAAAUUAUCUCCAUCAAGAGAAAAUUUAACUAAAAAACUUGGUUUUGAAUCAAAUGAGGAAGCAAAACUUGUUAUUCAAAAAUUUAUUUUAAUAACGAAACCAUUAAUUAAUGAUAUUUCAAAAACCAUAGAAAAAUAUAACUGUAACUUUGAGGACAAAGUUUAA